Leptosia nina is the source of this 3531-nucleotide messenger RNA. The record is from the annotation of a GenBank genome assembly. Lineage: Eukaryota; Metazoa; Arthropoda; Insecta; Lepidoptera; Pieridae.
AUGGAUGAAAUAGAAUACAAAUUGAAAACAAAUUCUAGCGUCUUAAUAGUCAAUGCUGUCGAUAAGCUGAUAUCAACAAUAAAAUCCAAAUUUAAGCCGGCUGAGAGACAGAAGUUUGUGUUAGAAAACGAAGAAUUGAAGUUUUUAAGAGAUAAAUGUUCUUCUUCAGACGCUGUAGUGAGCCUGACUGCAUGUCAGGGUUUGUUGGCUCUUGUGGAGCUCAACGUACUUGAAAUUGGCUACACUAUGUCGACUAUAGUAUCGCUUUUACCUACUGCUCAUAACUUCUCCGCAAUUAUCUCAACAAUGGCUGGUCUCCUAGUCCUUGACUUGAAGCAUCGUCUUGUUCCAGGCCAACCAUACAGAUGUCAGUUUUCACUUCGCUCUCCACAGCAUCCCUUUAUUACAAUUUUGGAAAAGAACAAGGAUAUGGAGAGUGAUGUUCUUGCACAGAUGCAUGCACUAUGCAACAGUCAUGAAUAUUUGGUAUCGUCAAACAGUCUAGAACUACUCCGUUCAUCUGAUUCCCAGGCAUCAUUACUUUUAGCAUGUCUAAGUAGCCAGCAGAUAUGCAAUCCAAAACUAAUCGACAGCUCGUUAGCAGCUUAUUCAGCGGUCACUGAAGCUGUCUUAUACCAAAAGCGUCGGGAGUACAUUGUCGCGAUUGUUCCUGUACUAGCUACUAUAUGUAAUCAGCUUUUGAAGCAUGGACAUGAUCCCCGACCAUGCUAUAGCCUAAUAGAACGAUGCUUCUCUAUCGACGCACCAGAACUCAAAUGUGUCUCUGGACUGACACUGCUAAUACUCGCAGAUAACUUGACUAAAACAGCUGCGUUAUACCUGCAAGAAUUAUUUAACUUAUGCCUCAACAUAAUUGGAAAAUUCGAAUACUCUUCUCUUUGCCUCAACUCUUUCGUAGGGCUCUCCCUACAGUGGCUCCAUCUUCCGUCAUAUUUAACCACCAAUUCUUUGAAUACAGCUUCGAAAAUUCUGGAAACACAACAACAGGACAAGCCGAGCAACUUCCUGUUUAUUGCAAAUCUAAAAUCCAAUAAGAUCUUUCAAACUCUAGUACAGACAGAGAAGCAAUUAUAUGCCUAUUUUAAAUUAUUAGAGACGUGGGAAAGAUUACAGGAUGAAGACAAAUUGAAAGAAUGGUUCGAUGGCCUAAUAAAUUCCAAUAGUAGUUUGAAAAUUGAGUUACUACCAUUUUUAGUAGGCGUUUGCUUAGAUAGGACCGGCGAUGAAGAGAUUGCAGUAAAGACAAUACAAGCUAUAGUUCAAAUAGUUAGUGUGGAGAAGGAAACGUCGGUGACAUUUUUGCCCAUUUUGUUAUACAAAUUAGCGAAUGAUACCCGCCCGAAUGUUAAGCUGGCUUGUUUAAAAGGAUUACCAUUCAUGGCUAUAACAAAGGAAAAUGUACCGACUAUAGUGUCUGUCUUGAAUAAGCUGAAAGCGAACAAAGGUGUACCAGCAUCUCUGCUCGUCAUGUUGUAUACAAGUUUGGCGGAAACACAGGUGCGAUGUUUCCCAUAUCUCCAAGAGAUAUUAGUUGACGUCUUAACAAAAGCUGAUGACCUAAAGUGGGAGGUGGAUAUUGCUAAGGCGAUUGCGGUUAAACGGAUCUGUGAAGAGCGAGCGUCAUCACACGGAUUGGAGUUAGUGUCGGUGAUAUCGUCCUUAUUAAACCGCUGCACAGAUAAGUCCGGAGCGACAGCAACAUCGAUCGCGUUAGAAGCAUUAGCAGCAUUAUGGCGCGGGGCGGCUGUAGCUCCUCCUGGGACAUGGCGCGCGUUAGAACCUAGACUUGGCAGGGAUAAUCGACCAGCAGUGCAGAUAAGCUUAUGCAAAUUGCUAUCCGAGAUCCCUGCGCUUCGUGUCUCCACGCCCGAAUAUGAUAAACUGAUAAGCGAAGCUUCCAAGCGUCUCUGGCUAUCAAUCGCGGAGGGCAUUCAUUGGACCGUGUCUGAUGCAGCUUGCAAUGCGUUGGCAAAUUAUAAAAUUGAUGAUUAUCAGCUGAAAGAUAUUCCCGAGGUAUACAGACGAACAGUGAAGUUACCGCCUGCAUAUUGUAAAACACCAGCUGAUGCGAUUAGAAAACCCGAAGAUGUAUUGGAUUAUGUGCCUUGUGAAGUCUGGCCGGAAGUUUUUAAACACACCAAUCAGAAUGCCCUCCCCGCUGUGGAGAAUCUGGUAUUUACACUAAUUGAAAGAGAGAUCGGCUUCUUUCGAAGCGGAGUAUACAUGUUUGAUGGUAGAGAGCCCCAAAGUUUGAGUAACUUACCGCCACAUAGCGUCCUGAGAGGUAUUACGGACUGUGUACGAAAACAGGUAACUUCUCCUUCGUACGAUAUCAAGGAAGCCGUUCUACUCUCAAUGCUGUCUACUUUAGCAAAGGGAUAUCCACGUCCCUUGCCUCCGUUUGACAUGUCGUUCUUGCAUGACGCAUUUCAUCGGGGGCCCGAAUGGCGUACGCGAAGUAUUGAGUUGGCGUCGCGUCAAGCACUUACCUCACCGUCUGCGAAACGGCUGAUAGAGAACUUUUUGGCGGGAAUCGCGUCUAGUAACGAGGAAUCAGAUGUGAUGCUGACUUUCGAAUUCCUUCCCAUCAUGGCUCGUACUAUGCCUCCCAACAACUUGCGACCUCCUGUCGAGACCCGCUUAGAAAAGUCAUUUUCAGUCGUUCUUGCAUCUUCGAACACCGAAGAGUUUACGUUUGUGAAACAGCUGAAACUUAUUAAAAAAUGUCUGGAGUGCGACAGGAUACAUGAGGCGAACAGAACUUGGUUGUGUCAAGCUGUGGAGGGGUAUUUCUCCCAAAUUAGUGACAAUAGUCCAAUAUGGCCAACGUAUGUUGACUGUUGCCUGGCGCUUUCCACAAAGUAUCUAGAGCGAAUGACGUCACCGAGUGGGUGGUGGGAGGUGGCAAGCGAUUUGUUACGGAAAUCAACGCGCAUACGCAGCGCUUUAGCCGCGCAAACAGACUGCACUGCACCCCUUGUAUGGCUCAACGAGUCAAUAGACGUGCACGCUUCGCAGAUAGUAGAACAAGAUUACUCAUUGCGCUGCAUUUUUGAUGCAUUACGUGUUGCAAAGCAAGAUACCCCCACCACCAAAGACUGGUUGUUACAACUAAUGGCUCGAAUUCAAGUCGCUUUUAAUAAAACAGAAGAUGAAUCAUCGAAGUCAUACUUAUGCGACGUGUUCAUGCUAUCGGUUAUAACGUUAAGUGGAAUUUGGUCCUUCGAGCCGGAUAUGGAAAUAAUAUUGUGUAAUCGGGCGAACAGACAAACGGUUAUGCCUGCGGCUAUCGCAUAUCUUUUAAAUAGAGAUGCUUGGAAGGGCUGUACUCUUCAGACGUUGGAAUGGUUAUGUCACACCCGCGACGCGACUCACGACCCGGGCUUACAACGCGCCUGUCAGCAAAGUCUACUAGCACUGAGACACUGCGAAGAAUUCGUUACACAUAAAAUUUGGACGAGAUUGGAACACCAUUUUGGAAGUGUUGCCAGUAAUGAUAUUGAAUACUGA